UGCCGACGGCAAACUGCGGCCCCAGCGGCGGCGGCCGGCCGGCCGGUCGCAGCAGGGGGAGGAGGGGGGAGGAGCUAUCCUGCGCCGCGCGGGGUACCGCCGACGAACGCCCGACACUGGCUCACUACUCGACAGUGGACACGCCGGCCGCUGCUUACAGGAAAAGACCAAACUGCCCUUGAUUAUACGUACAUGUACAUGUACCUGGGAUUGGAUCGAUCCUAAAAGCAGUUCACGAGGAUCGCACGCCGCCGGCCAGGACGCCUCGCGCGAUCGCCGCCGGAUCACCUCGCGCGAUCACCGCCGCGCGCCGCCGGCCAAGACGCUUCGCGCGAUCGCCACCAAGCUGCUGCCCUCCAUCAACUUCCAGGGACCACCUCGCGCGAUCACCGCCGCGCGCCGCCGGCCAGGACGCCUCGCGCGAUCGCCGCCAAGCUGCUGCCCUCCAUCAACUUCCAGGGACCGCAUUGAGAUGACCCAGGACGGCAGCAUGGAACCAGAUCUGAUGGAUUUUUCUAGACGUAAUGACACUCCAUUGUUGUCGGUUGAGGCUUCUUCACAUGUCCCACAAGUGGAUUGGGAUACCUUACAGAUAGUAGAGGCACAUGAUGACGAAGGUAGAAUUGAAUUGAUUAGUGAGGAUCAGCUGUAUGAGAUUUUGGGCUUGGGAGAUGAGGAUCAGAGAACAAAGAUGAUUGAACCUCCUAGAAUAGUUGAGCAGAGGGGCGAUACAGAAGGUGCUGCCAUUCCUGUUAGUGAUGCGAUACCGGAUGAGGUAGUGAUUACAUAUGACAAGGAUCAUCCAAAAAUGGACCUUGGGACUAUGUACCCAUCAAUGAAAGAAUUCAGGUUGGCUGUAAGACAGUUUGCCAUCAAUGAGGAGUUUGAGCUAGGCACACAGGCGUCAGAUAAGCAGAGGUAUAGAGUGUUCUGUAAAUCUAGUGAAAAUUGUCCUUGGAGGCUUGUUGGCAGACUGCAAGGUGACGAGAAAACUGUAAAGGUGACACUUUUAGUUAAUGAACACAAUUGUAUUUCAAGCAGCAGGGUCAAGACCAUAACACCAUCUCAGAAUUGGGUAGCUAGCAAGGCUGUGAGUAUCGUUAGGAAUACACCCAACAUGGGAGCUAAAGAAUUGCAGAAAAAGUUGCAGGAUGAAUAUUCUGUAACAAUUUCAUAUGACACAGUCUGGAGGGGGAGAGAAAAAGCUCUUGCAGAAGUUUAUGGUAAAUGGGAAGAGAGUUUUGAGAUGCUAUACAGAUGGAAGGCUGAGGUACUAAAGAGGUCACCUGGAAGUGUUGUGGAGAUAGAAGUUUUGGAAAUAGAUGGGAAUGUGUAUUUUCAUCGUUUUUUCUGUGCACUCAAACCUUGCAUCGAUGGUUAUUUGGAAGGAUGUAGGCCAUAUCUGGGUAUAGAUUCUACUGCAUUGAAUGGAAGAUGGAAUGGCCAUUUAGCCUCGGCUACAGCAGUUGAUGGUCACAAUUGGAUGUAUCCACUAGCUUAUGGGUUCAUAGCUUCCGAGACAGAAGACAAUUGGAGUUGGUUUAUGAAUCAACUUAAGAAGGCAAUAGGAGAUCCUCCACUUCUUGCAGUGUGCACAGAUGCUUGCAAAGGUUUAGAGAAUGCAGUGAAGAAUAUGUUUCCCAAUGCUGAACAAAGGGAAUGUUUUUUCCAUCUUAUGAAAAAUUUUGUGAAAAGAUUCCAAGGGUUUGGAGGGAUGUAUCCUGCAGCAAGAGCUUAUAGAGAAGAGGUAUUUAUAGACCAUAUGGUAGCAAUUAUUAAAGAAUCAGACAAGGUGCGGGUGUGGUUAAAUAAGUACCAUAAUUUGAAAUGGAUGAGGUGUGCCUUUAAUCCAGAAAUCAAGUGUGACUACGUCACUAACAAUGUAGCAGAGGUUUUCAAUAACUGGAUUCGAGACAUUAAGGACUUACCUGUUGCUGAACUAGCUGACAAGGUUAGAGAAAUGAUCAUGGGUUUGUGGAGGAGGAGGAGGAGAAUUGGAGAAAGACUACCAGCUGGAAGGAUAUUACCAGGUAUUAUGGUUCAGCUGAAGGCAAAUACUAGAGGCUUAGGGCACUUGAAAGUUGUGGAAUCUGCUAAUUAUAGUGCAGAGGUUUGGGACAAUAGCGGCAAAUGUGAAAGGCACAUCGUGAAGCUUAAUCAGAAGACUUGUACUUGUCUUGAAUGGCAGCACACUGGUAAGCCAUGUCAACAUGUUUUGGCAUUUGUGACAUCACAAAAGAGAAUAGACCUUGAACAAUUUGUGCAUGAGUACUACUCGGUGGACAGAUUCAUGGCUGCUUAUGGAGGAGAAAUUGAGCCAAUGACAGACAAAUCCCAGUGGCCACAAGUCCAUCUCCCAUUUGUUGUGGGUGCACCACUUGCUAAGAGAAAUGUGGGAAGACAAAGGAAACUGAGGAUCAAAGGAUGUCUUGAAGGUGGUCACAAGAAGAAAGGUGCCAAUGAUGGCAGCACUGCUCCCACUGAUGAUAAGGGGAAGAAAAUGAUUAGAGGCCCAAUGACCUGUCUGAGAUGUGGUGAAAAGGGUCAUAGGCAAGCUAGUUACAAGUGUCCACUCAAUGGAACCAAAAAAAGAAAGAGGAAGCCUAGGAAGAAUAGUACAAAAGCUAAACCAGUUGAGCCUAGCACCCCACAAAGGCCAACUAGAGAACAAAUACUACAAGAUAGUCCAGGCAUUGUCACUAGAAGCCGUCUUGCUUUACUGAUGGGAGAGGGCACUUCUUCCCAAACCACAUCAAGUAGUCCACAAACGAUGGCCACUGCAGCUCCAGCAAAGAAGUUUACUCCAAAGAAAAGGCCCACUGCAGCUCCAGCAAAGAAGAUGGUUCCAAAGAGGAAGCUUCAAAUUGGAUAAAGAUUCUCUGUAGUUAUGUGACAAGUGAAUAACUUCAUUAAGGAUGUGAACUCAUUUGUUCUGUGAGAUGUAAACUCAUUUUAGUGAGGCUAUACACUCAUGUUGUGAACUCAUUUAAUUUCUUAGCUGUGAACUCAAUAUGGAUCAGUUUGAAAUGUCUCGAUUUAUUUCUAAGAUUGUGCCUCA
Molecule: messenger RNA, 3058 nt
Organism: Panicum virgatum (switchgrass)
Lineage: Eukaryota; Viridiplantae; Streptophyta; Magnoliopsida; Poales; Poaceae
Product: PKS-NRPS hybrid synthetase CHGG_01239-like
Exons: 8
Coding region: 473-2872 (799 amino acids)
Molecular function (GO): zinc ion binding
Source: RefSeq, a predicted model, not a curated record